Molecule: messenger RNA, 2997 nt
Organism: Aspergillus candidus
Lineage: Eukaryota; Fungi; Ascomycota; Eurotiomycetes; Eurotiales; Aspergillaceae
Product: pyridoxal phosphate-dependent decarboxylase family protein
Exons: 7
Coding region: 1-2997 (998 amino acids)
Biological process (GO): carboxylic acid metabolic process
Molecular function (GO): pyridoxal phosphate binding; carbon-carbon lyase activity
Source: RefSeq, a predicted model, not a curated record
AUGUCAUCGUCUACUGGGGCCGUCAAUCCCCACCAUGUGAUCAGUUCUUACUUCAUUGGCCCCAAAGCUGAGAACCUCCCGGACUUCAAAAACAAUCUCGACACCAUCCUAGACGAGCUCAAGAAAGCGCGAGAGGCUUACCACGAAAGUGAUGGUGACUUCAUUUCCCAGGAAGUCCGGGACUCGGCCACUUUCAAUGAGAUCCGUGUCAACUUCAAUGCCGCGGUGAGGAAGGCGGCUCAGCUCCUUGGAAAGCACUCCAUCCCGUUCUGGCACCCUCGCUACGAGGGGCACAUGUGCACCGACCUGACAAUGCCCGGCCUCCUCGGCUACGCCAUGACUAUGAUAUACAACCCAAACAAUGUCACAGUCGAGGCGAGUCCAUUCACGACAGUGGCAGAGUUGAAAGCAGGACAGCAGCUGUGUGAGAUGUUCGGGUAUAACAUCAACCCCCAAAAGGAGGAUGUACCAACCGCGUGGGGACACAUCACUUGUGAUGGCACGGUAGCCAACUUGGAAUCCAUCUGGGUUGCACGUAAUCUCAAGUUCUACCCUCUCUCGCUGUACCAGGCGAUGAAGGAAGACUCGCUCUGGUUCAUCGCCGAUCGCUUCUCAGUGACCACUUGUGUCGGCGAGGAGAAGCUGUUCCGCGACCUCAGCGUCUGGGAACUCCUUAACCUCCCGCCCAAGGUCAUCCUAGGAAUGGCUGAUACUUUGUAUCAAGACUUUGGGAUUACAAACAAGUUCCUAGAGGAUAUUCUGACUAAGUACAAUAUCCAAACCGUUGGCAAGGACGCCCUUGAACGCCGUUUCGACAUUCAGAAACCAGGGAAGUACUUCCACGCAAAGACCCGCCAUUACUCUUGGCCGAAAGGCGGUGCUAUCGCGGGCAUCGGCUCCGGAAACAUGCACGGUAUUGAACUCGAUCUGGAUGGUCACAUUGAUAUAGAUGAUCUUGAGCGCGAGCUGAAUCGAUGUCUCGAGGAGCGGCAGCCGGUGUAUGCAGUCGUGGCCAUUAUGGGCAGCACGGAGGAGGGCGCGGCCGACCGACUAAGUUCGAUUAUUGAUCUCCGCAAAAAGUUCCGCACGAAGGGUUUGUCGUUUCUUGUCCAUGCAGAUGCAGCAUGGGGGGGAUACUUUGCCACAAUGAUCCCUCGUAAGGUGAUGAAGGAGCCGUACUGGGGGGGCGGAGGCCACAAGGCCGUUGAGACGGUUCCAUCCCUUGCACUCCGUGAAGAUACCCUGACGGACUUUCUGGCCCUAAAGGAUGCCGACAGUAUCACAGUUGAUCCCCACAAGGCCGGGUAUAUUCCAUAUCCGGCCGGGGCCUUGACAUAUAGGGACGGUCGAAUGCGCUUCCUUGUCACCUGGACGUCGCCGUAUCUGACGCAGGGAUCUCUAGAGAGCAUUGGCGUUUACGGGGUCGAAGGCAGCAAGCCCGGAGCGGCAGCGAUGGCGACAUGGCUGUCCAACAAGACCAUUGGCUUGAACGAGACCGGCUAUGGUCGUCUUCUUGGGGAGGCCGCUUUCACGAGUGCCCGGCUCUCUGCACACUAUGCUGCCAUGCACCACGCGCAGACUGAGAAGCACUUCAUCUGUAUCCCGUUCAACCGCCUUCCGCUGGAAAAGCUUGGGUUUGACUCUCUGUCUCCCGAAGUUGAUGAGCGGCGACAAGCAAUCCUCGAGCAUAUCAUCAGGAAGGACAAUGACUACAUCAGCCAAAACGAAAGAAUUAUGAAAUACAUGCGUGAGUUGGGCUCGGAUCUCAACAUCAAUGCUUUCGCCCUGAAUUGGUAUAGAGAGGACGGCACCCUCAACAACGAUAUCGAGGAGGCAAAUUACCUGAUGCGACGCGUGGUGAAUCGACUCAGCAUUACUAGUGCGGACCAAGACCCCCGAAAGAUUCCCCUGUACCUCACGUCCACCCAAUUCACCCCUGAGCUUUACGGAAAAUGCGCGCUGCAUUUUAUGAAGCGGCUGCACCUGGACCAAGCCCCGCAGGACCUGUGGGUACUACGAAACGUGGUCAUGAGCCCCUUUCCAACGGAGCGGGACUUUAUUGGGCAGUUGAUGAGUUACUUCCAAGAUAUCAUCAAGGACGAGGUAGUGGAACGAUGCUGGCCUAGGAAUAAACCGGGCAACAGCAAAGUUGAGUUCUUGCUGCGAGGCACCGACGAGGUGUUCCUCGAUUUUGUGACCUGCUUCCACCAGGCUACACAACGGCAGCAGAUUAUCUUCUCUGCCAGCUUGGACACCGCCUCCAAAGCCAGCUAUGUAAAGCUGAAAGGGGAGAAUCCUGAGGAGGAUAUCACCCUUACGUCUGUGGAGAAUAUCCACUUGGAAGAUCUAGUGAAUCGGGCAUUGAACAAAGAGAAUCCCACUCUAAAGUGCUCCAUCGGCGUUAGGAACACCCCUGGUAGCAUCACUUGUGAUGUGACCGUGACACGCGUGAUCAAAAGCCGACCGCUGAAUUCGGCCAACCGCGAACCCGAUUAUCCUCGUCAUUACAUGCCGUUCUAUCUCUACGGAACGGCGGAACAGAAACAUCUCUCUCACAUGCUACUAAAAGCACCGAACGCGGCCCUCUCGGCGAACAAUGUCCGUCUCGAUCGCGACCUCUCCGCUGUGGUUGACAAGCAUUUGUCCGAGGGCCUGAUCCUGACGCUGACCGAUUUCCGCGAGGUGACGAUGCAGCCCUUCCCGACGACCAACGCGGCAAUCGACCUCACGACAUUCUUCUUCCGCAAGGGCCGAAAGUACGGUGUCAAGGUGUACCGCGACCCCAAUAGCCCGUCGGCGGCCGGCCCGGGGCUGCUGGAGUACCUGGGCAGUCCGAUCGGGCAGGGUACUAUGGAACUACGCGACGACGUGCAUAUCGACGUAGAGGGUCCCAACAAGGACCCCUUUGAUCACGCCCCGGAGCCCAUGGAACCGUGGGAGAAAGAGCUGGAUCAGAUUGAGGCAGUCUUGAAUGGGGAGCGACCGAGUGCGGUCUGA